This is a messenger RNA of Pongo pygmaeus (Bornean orangutan), 2757 nucleotides long. RefSeq names its product zinc finger protein 140 (gene ZNF140). Gene Ontology annotation, cellular component: nucleus. The transcript is spliced from 5 exons. Lineage: Eukaryota; Metazoa; Chordata; Mammalia; Primates; Hominidae. The record is from RefSeq and is a predicted model, not a curated record. Gene Ontology annotation, biological process: regulation of transcription by RNA polymerase II. The coding region runs from base 604 to 1977 and encodes 457 amino acids. Gene Ontology annotation, molecular function: RNA polymerase II cis-regulatory region sequence-specific DNA binding; DNA-binding transcription factor activity, RNA polymerase II-specific.
UUGUAGGAACGCAAAGCCCUGUGUACUCUUCCGCGGGGAGGGGGGGGGGGGGGUGGUCGCGGUUGUUUCUGGGAAAUGUAGUUGCCUAGGACCCGAGUUCUCUGUUUCUCGGCUCUGGGCGUGGGAGGAUAUAGCCCUAUGCUCUGGCGCACCGGGCCGCGAUGGCGUCUGGGAAUUGUAGUUGUCCCAGGUCCUCGUUCUUUGUCUCCUGGCGUUCUGGGCACGGCAGCGAGGCGCUCUGGGAGUUCCAAUAGGAACAAAAAGCCCUUGCGCGAAGGGCCGCAUUGGUUUCUGGGAAUUGUAGUUUCUUGAGGCCCGCGGCCUGGUUGGGGUGACGUCCGCGAGGCUUCUGAAGACGCAAUUCCUGCGGCGCCCGCAGUGGGGCCCUGGGGGGCGGCGCUGAGCGUCUGGCCUGUGUUGGCUGUAGGCAAGGAAAGGAGCCCGCCCGGUCUGCGCCAGAUGGCCCCUGGCGGUGACUCGGUCCGGAGCCCCGGAACGCUACGCCCACCUGGCGAAAAGCACCACGGAAACGCGCCGUCCUGUGGCCACUGUUAGGUCUGCCAUUUUACACUUUUCUGAUCUCCUCCGUCCCUUCUGUGAGCUAUGUCUCAGGGGUUAGUGACAUUCAGAGAUGUGGCCAUAGACUUCUCCCAGGAGGAGUGGAAAUGGCUUCAGCCUGCUCAAAGAGAUUUGUACAGAUGUGUAAUGUUGGAGAACUAUGGCCAUCUGGUCUCACUGGGUCUUUCCAUUUCUAAGCCAGAUGUGGUUUCCUUACUGGAGCAAGGGAAAGAACCCUGGCUGGGGAAAAGGGAAGUGAAAAGAGAUCUGUUUUCAGUUUCAGAGUCAAGUGGUGAGAUCAAAGACUUUUCAGCAAAAAAUGUCAUUUAUGAUGACUCAUCCCAGUAUUUGAUCAUGGAAAGAAUUCUAAGUCAAGGCCCUGUGUAUUCCAGUUUUAAAGGAGGCUGGAAAUGCAAAGAUCAUACUGAGAUGCUGCAAGAAAAUCAGGGAUGUAUUAGGAAAAUAACAGUCUCUCAUCAAGAAGCCCUGGCUCAACAUAUGCAUAUCAGUACUGUGGAGAGGCCCUAUGGAUGCCAUGAAUGUGGAAAAACUUUUGGUCGACGCUUUUCCCUGGUGUUACACCAGAGGACUCAUACUGGAGAGAAACCAUAUGCAUGUAAGGAAUGUGGCAAAACCUUUAGCCAGAUUUCAAACCUUGUGAAACAUCAAAUGAUACAUACUGGAAAGAAACCCCAUGAGUGUAAGGACUGUAAUAAAACAUUCAGUUACCUUUCAUUUCUUAUUGAACACCAGAGAACGCACACUGGGGAGAAACCUUAUGAAUGUACUGAGUGUGGAAAGGCCUUUAGCCGUGCCUCCAACCUCACUCGACAUCAGAGAAUUCACAUAGGAAAGAAACAAUAUAUAUGCAGGAAAUGUGGGAAAGCAUUUAGCAGUGGCUCAGAACUCAUUCGCCACCAGAUUACACAUACUGGAGAGAAACCUUAUGAAUGUAUUGAAUGUGGGAAGGCAUUUCGCCGUUUCUCACACCUUACUCGACAUCAGAGCAUCCAUACAACCAAAACCCCCUAUGAAUGUAAUGAAUGUAGGAAAGCUUUCCGUUGUCACUCAUUCCUUAUUAAACAUCAGAGAAUUCAUGCUGGAGAAAAGCUCUAUGAAUGUGAUGAAUGUGGUAAAGUUUUCACUUGGCAUGCAUCCCUUAUUCAACAUACGAAGACUCAUACUGGAGAGAAACCCUAUGCAUGUGCUGAAUGUGAUAAAGCCUUCAGCCGGAGCUUUUCCCUCAUUCUACAUCAGAGAACUCAUACUGGAGAGAAACCAUAUGUAUGUAAGGUAUGCAACAAAUCCUUCAGCUGGAGCUCAAACCUUGCUAAACAUCAGCGGACACACACUCUUGACAACCCCUAUGAAUAUGAAAAUUCAUUUAAUUACCACUCAUUCCUUACUGAACACCAGUGAAUUUACACUGCAAAGAAAAGCUGAAUGUAUGGAAUUUUUUUAAAAGAAGUAUAAUGCCUUACUUUUACUUCAGAGAACUCUUGGAAAGAAGCCUUAUGUGAAAGUGAUGACUGUGAAGUAAUAUGGCCCACACUUUAUUCAGCACCUUGGAGAAAAAAAAACCCAGGAAUAUGUGGAAAAGCUGUUAAUAACCACUCUUUUUUUUUUUUUUUCAAUAACAAGGUGAAAUCAAUAUUGUUGAGAAGAUUCUUCCAUCUGGUAAUGUUGAGAAGACUUCAUUUGGUAGGAUUCCCUUACUUUAUGUGUGUAAAUUCCUACCAAGAAAGAAUACAUAUCCAAUAGAUUGGAGAAAGCCAGAGAUUAGCUCUCAUUCCGCAUCUGUCAACCAGGACAGAAUGCAUGGGCAAGGGAUGAGCUUUACAAAGAUGCACUUUGGAGAUCAGAAAAUUCAUGUUUAAGCAAAGUGAUACAAACACAGUGAUUUGGGAAUGCCUUCAUUUAUAAUGCAAUACUUAAAUUUUAAUACUCUUGUGGGAGAAAAAGCAACUGUAUAAAUGAAUGUAGAGUGACUUUCUGCAAUAUUUCAAACCUAUAUCAGAGAAUUACACUGUGGGAAAACUACCAUUGUAAAGAGUGUAGCAAAAUCUCCUUAGAUAUCUGAAAAGUCAUACUGGAUGGACUCUGUAGGAAAGGGUUCUAUUUUGAGGGAAGGGGGAUUCCUUUUUGUUUUUUAAGUGAAUUCAGAAAAUGUUAUAAAUAAAUUUUUUGGUUUAUUAUAAA